Molecule: messenger RNA, 1859 nt
Organism: Pocillopora meandrina
Lineage: Eukaryota; Metazoa; Cnidaria; Anthozoa; Scleractinia; Pocilloporidae
Source: the annotation of a GenBank genome assembly
AUGUCUUACUGCAGAGAAGAGGGUAAGAAAGUGUUAUCAUGAAUUUAAAAUAAUUAUUUAAUAAAUAUCUAGUAACUCGUAUUUCCAAUCGUAGGUAAAGAUAAAGUGAUUUUCGUGACUGAGGAAGACCAUGCGACCCCAAGCUCGGUGACAUUGAGCGAAGAUGACGAAGAAGAAUUAGAAGGUCUGAUCACAGAAAGCGGCGAAAUAAACUGGGAUUGCCCUUGUUUGCAGGGAAUGGCAUACGGGCCUUGUGGAGAACAAUUCAAAGCAGCAUUCUCAUGCUUUCAUUACAGCGAAGCAGAUCCAAAGGGUUCUGACUGUAUUCCACAGUUUCGUGACAUGCAGGAGUGUUUUGUGAAGUUUCCUGAAAUUUAUGGAAAAGAUGAUGAAUUUGAUGAAGAAGAUGAUUCGUUAAACAUGAAAUUAGAAACUGAAAAGACUAUUAAUGGACAAGAAAAUACCAUGUUGUCCGAAGAAAAUUACUCAGCGCUGGUUUCUGUUGAUAGUUCCGAUGCAAACUCAACUUCAAGCUGACCAUUCUUUUCUUAUGGCUGUUUUUAAUAGUUUGUAUUCCACAUUGGUGGGAGGAAGUUGUUGUAACAAUGUUUUUGAAUUUCACACUCCUUUGAUGCCAUCAAAAUAGUGUUGUCACAUGUGUGUUCAUUUGCAAGUUUAUUAUUUAUUUAGGUACCAAGAAGUUACAAUCUCUAACGCCUUUUCCAUGUUAGCAGUCCCCAUCCCCUAUCCAGGACUACGUGGAAAGAUGAUCAAAGGGGAUAAGAUUCAAAAGAAACUGUGGUGUGGCAUCCAAGGGGUUAUAACAAGAUAAUUUGAUUUUAUCAGUGGAGUUGGUAAUGCAAACUGGCCAUAGUAAAGAGUUUCUAAAGCUGACACUUCAAGCAUUAGCCCUAGGGGAAAAGCAAAUGGUUGGGUGACGAUACCUUGGCUUAGGGUCAGAUUGCACUAUAAAUAUUUCCUACACAUUGAGGGAUCUGCAGUGAAUAGCUUACUCAACAGGAUAUUGUGUGUCCACAGCCUUAUGCACCACCUAGCAUUUAAUUGAUUUUUUGGAACUCACCACGCAUGGUUGUAGUGCUGACUGUUGCAUGCAGUGCUGUGAAACUGGUGCAUACAAAAUCAGAUUGCUUUAGAUAAGCCUGGUGCAUAUGCUUUCCCAACAAGACUGUCUCAGGGAGUUGUCCACAAGCAUGAUGCCCCAUGUAGUGACAAUUAAGCAUGCCCACACAAAUUUCUUUUCAAACAAUGGUGCACCAGUGUGUCCCUCAACAGUAGUAUUCUUUUGUUGUUUGAUCUCUAAAAUGAUGUCAGUGAAGGGAGAGUGUUUUUAUAUAAACCAAAAAUUAACAUUAAUGUUAUAAAAAGAGGAACCAUUGAAAGUUAUGAUCUGAACCAAGAUAGAGUGACGAGUCCAUGGCUCUAACACCACAAUUGAUACCAAAAUUGGAAAACAUACUUGCAAGUACAGAAACUGAUGACAAAGAUGACCAAAACUGCAAGUGAAAAAAACACAUUAUGCUACCUUGUAUAGGUAUAGAUUGAAAACGGGCAAGGUUGUAAAAAUCAUCACCACUCUCACAUUGAAUCAAAUAUUUAACCCCCAAAACCAUACACUGAUGAAGAAUUCAUACCCCUUAGGACCUGACAAAAUCAACUAAAAGGGCUGUUUUUGAUUUGAGUUGCACAUCAUUCUUGCCAAGCUCUAUGUAGUAUGACUUGUGGUGUACCAUCUUCUCCUACCCUCGGGCCACACCUGCACAUUCUUGUCACUCUUCUCUUUACUAUUCUAGUGUUACUGACCAGGAGAAUUUGUUAAACAGUAAAGAGCUACAGUUGAC